Messenger RNA from Trichogramma pretiosum, 623 nucleotides. RefSeq names its product DNA-directed RNA polymerase II subunit RPB11 (gene Rpb11). Bases 126 to 479 code for a protein of 117 amino acids. The transcript has 4 exons. Lineage: Eukaryota; Metazoa; Arthropoda; Insecta; Hymenoptera; Trichogrammatidae. The record is from RefSeq and is a predicted model, not a curated record. Gene Ontology annotation, biological process: transcription by RNA polymerase II. Gene Ontology annotation, cellular component: RNA polymerase II, core complex. Gene Ontology annotation, molecular function: DNA binding; protein dimerization activity.
GUGCACAUGACGCAGUCCAAACAUAUACAACUUAAAAAUACUGUACUUGGUUUGGUUAAAGUUGUAGCUGUCACUUUUCACUUUGUUUUCUAGUGUUACUCUACUGCAAAAUAUAAAACAAAAAGAUGAACGCACCACCUACAUUUGAAUCGUUUUUGCUCUACGAAGGAGAAAAGAAAAUAGAGAAAGAAUUGGACUCCAAAGUUCCAAAUGCUGCUAUUUUCACUAUACACAAAGAGGAUCAUACACUUGGAAACAUGAUUAGAAAUCAAUUACUAAAGGAUCCUCAAGUUUUAUUUGCUGGGUAUAAGAUACCACAUCCUCUUGAACACAAAUUUGUUAUUCGAAUUCAAACAACAUCGGACUAUACUCCUCACGAAGCUUUAAUGCAUGCCAUCACUGACUUGAUGUCGGAACUAUCACUUUUUGAAGAAAGAUUCAAGGAAGCCAUUAGAGAAAAGAAAGAAGGAGGCGAUUAAAAAUGUAGAUUAUAUUUACUGCAUGACAAUCUGUACAUAAAAAUCAAUUAGAAUUUAGUGAAUGAGCAUUCCAAUUUUUACUUUAUACCUGCAACCUUGUUUUUUGUUUUCUUUAAAGUUCUAUCAAAUAAAUUCUUAUCAAUA